AUGCCAACAAUCAAGCUACGACUUUCCACGAAGGGAGGCAGCUCUCAGGCUGCUUCUACAAAGAAAUCUGUUUCAAGAUCAUCGUCCAGGCCGAAAAAAAUCAAGCUAGAGGCUGAAGAUAGUAUUCACUUACCUAAGAUAAAGGUGAAGCAACUCAAAUCUAAACACACCAAAAGAACAAGGAAAAGACACGAUGAAGUUGAAAUGGCUGUGCGUAAAAUAACCGUCAAAGCUCCCAAAGUCAAGGUGCCGACUAUUCGUGUGAAGCCAACGAUGAUUCCCGGAGAUGGGUACGAUUCGGAAGAUCCUGAUCGUGAGGAUGAUCCACUUAUUGAGGAAGGAAUAGUGCUAAGAAUGCUUGCAGAUGAAUCUUUAGAUACAUUGAGGGCAUGUGUUGAAUCUGGGGAUACUAGUGGAAUAGCAGUGAAAUGGAAGGAUAAGAGAAGAGCUGUUUUGAAGAUAAACAAUGUUCAAUACGGAGGUAAGUUGGUAAAUUUGCCUACAGUUAUUGAAGUACACAAGUCAUUAGACAAGAAAAACAUUUACAAGGCGAUGGAUGUAUGCCAAAUGCUAUUAAUAACAAGAAAAUUGAAUUCAGAGGAUGAAGUUAACGAUAUACCAUUGGACACAGAGUACGGAGAGACGUAUCCGGAUGGUCUGACACCUCCUAUGCAGAACAGCAAGACCAGAUUUCGACGAUGCUAUGAAGAGCAAGUUAUUCAGAAUGUUGAGGAUGAGGUGGAAAGAUUGUUGAAGUUGGAUGAAGAGGCAGAAACUACGAAUUAUGAGUUUAUGGAUUUGAAUAUGUUGAACAAUCCGCGGGCUAGAAUGGCAUUGUCAAACUUGCACAGGAAAAAGAGGAGGUCCAAGGAAUCCAAAAGGGCUAAACAGCGGCAAGAAAAGAACGACAAGGAGAAGCAAGAAGAGAAAAUGCACACAGAACGGGCAGAAGAGGAUCUUGAUAGCGAAUUGGACAAGCUCAUUGGAGAAGAUGAGGAUGAGGAUGAGGAUGAGGAAGAAGAAGACGAAGAACUGGACAGGGCAUUGGCUGCUACACUUGAUGGAACAAGCGGAGGUAUACUUACUAAGGCCAGAGUUGAAGAUGAUGAAGGAGAAGUAGAAGAAGUUGUUGAGGGAGCACCAACCGAGGUUGGAAUUGAAGAGGAUGAGGAAGAAGAAGAUGAUGAGGAAGAAGAUGAUGAGGAAGAAGAUGAGGAGGAGGAGGAAGAAGAAGAAGACGAUAACGGAAUCAAACCUAGAGCUGCUUUCGGUAAGGGUGGGGAGAUUGAUGAGAGUAAGCAACAUAACGCCAUAUUAAGAGAAGAGAUAUAUGAGUUGAGCUCUACGAUCGAGCAGAAACAGAGUGAUUUGAUCAAGGCCAAUAACCCAAUUAUGAAGAACAGAAUCAAUGAUGUUAUUAACAGGUUGAAGCAAGAAUUAGAUAUUAAGAAGGGACAAAUUAUUGAACCGAAGGAGAAGAAGGAGGACGAGAAGGAGGACGAGAAGGAGGACGAGAAGGAGGACGAGAAAGAGGAUGAUGAAGCUGAAGGAGGAGAAGAAGAAGGUGAGGAUGAAGCAGAAGGUGAAAGAGAAGGUGAAAGAGAAGGCGAAGGAGAAGGUGAAGGAGAUGAUGACGAUCUAGAAGGGUUGUUCUGA
Messenger RNA from Brettanomyces nanus, 1656 nucleotides. RefSeq lists its product as uncharacterized. Gene Ontology annotation, cellular component: transcription factor TFIID complex. Gene Ontology annotation, biological process: RNA polymerase II preinitiation complex assembly; transcription initiation at RNA polymerase II promoter. Lineage: Eukaryota; Fungi; Ascomycota; Pichiomycetes; Pichiales; Pichiaceae. The record is from RefSeq and is a predicted model, not a curated record. Gene Ontology annotation, molecular function: RNA polymerase II general transcription initiation factor activity. The coding region runs from base 1 to 1656 and encodes 551 amino acids. The transcript has a single exon.